CAAUGACUAACACAGCGUAGAACAAGGUCAUAAGUCUAACACAAGUAGUUAACCACACAACUCGUAAAAAAAAAUUGGGAGUGUGUAAGAUGGAGCCGAACACAGAUCGUCUCCCACUUUCAUCUUCUUCUUCUUUUAAAUCUUCUUCUCUUCCCCCCGACAUUUCCUCUCACCUCGACCUCUACACUAUCCCCAGUCAUUCCUUUUGGUUUUCAUGGGAUUCAAUUCACGACACAGAAAGAAUCGAAUUGAGAGAGUUUUUCGAUGGGAGUUCAUUCACAAGAACCCCUAAAAUCUACAAAGAAUAUAGGGAUUUCAUCAUUUGUAAGUAUAGAGAAGAUCCUUCUAGAAGGCUCACAUUUACUGAGGUUCGUAAAUCAUUAGUGGGUGAUGUUUGUAUUCUUAAUAAAGUUUUUAAUUUCUUGGAUAAAUGGGGUUUGAUUAAUUUUGGUGCGCCGCCGCCACCGCCGCCGACGUCGGCGGUGGUGGAAGGGGUGGAUGAGGAGGUGAAGGUGAGGGUUGAAGAGGGACCCCCAAUUGGGGUUCGGGUUGUCGGAACCCCGAAUACUUUGAAACCAUUGAAGGAACCGCUGUCUGCGCCCGGAGCCGAUGGUGGUGGUGGGGUUGAUAAUGGGUUUAAGUUGCCGCCAUUGGCUUCGUAUUCGGUUGUUUUCGAGGAUUUGGAGGGAGAGAAAGGGGUGGCAUGUGGGAAUUGUAAGGAGAAGUGUGAAUCCAAGUACUAUGAAUGCACUAAGCAGGAUAAAUGUAUACUAUGCUUGAAGUGCUUUGAGAAAGGUGAAUAUGGAGAAAACAAAUCUUCAGAUGAUUUCAAGUUGAAUGACAGCAUAGAAAGCAGUGUUGAUCAAGGUGGUGUGUGGACUGAGACAGAGACACUUCUUCUUUUGGAAGCCAUCCUGAAGCAUGGAGAUGAUUGGGAACUUGUUGCUCAAAAUGUGAAGACCAAAACAAAACUUGAAUGUAUUUCACGGCUUAUUGAGUUGCCAUUUGGGGAGCUCAUGCUGGGUUCCUCGGGAAAGUGUUCUGCCAGGGCACUUGAUGCUGGUCAAGAGCAGAAGGCCUCUGGUCUAUACCAAGAAAAUAGCAAGAUGGAGCUUUGCCAUCAUCAGGACAAUCAACAUCUGGAGAACAAUCAUCAUAAGGAGGAGAAUAAUCAUCAGCAGGAAAUUGUUGUGAGAGAAAAUGCGGAGGACAUUGAGAACCUGGAGCCUCCUUUAAAGAAAAGUCGCAUUGACUCUUCAGAUCCUAGUAGAUCUUUAAUGGAGCAGGUAGCUCUCAUUUCGACCAUGGUUGCUCCUCAAAUAACAGCCACAGCUGCUGAUGCUGCAGUUUCAGUUCUAUGUGAUGGAAACCCCUUGUUGAGAGAGAUUUUCUAUUCAGAUGACCAUAUUUCCAUAGACAAGCAUAAAAGUGGCAAUCUUGAUAUGGAAAUGGAAAGGGCUUUUCAGUCUGAAGAUCAAGAAAUGGACACCUCUCAUCCUUCAGAGAUUGACAAACUAUCGCAAAUUGGAGAUUCUAUCCCUAUAGCACUAAGGAUGAGAGCAGCAGUUGCUACAGCACUUGGAGCAGCUGCUGCUCAUGCCAAGAUAUUGGCUGACCAGGAAGAGAGGGAGAUUGAACAUUGGAUGGCCUUCAUUGUUGAGGCCCAGUUGAAGAAAUUGCAAUGCAAAGUGAAGUACAUGGAAGAUCUAGAAGAUAUGAUGGAGAAGGAACAUGUACUAAUAGAGGAGUCAAAAGACGAUAUAAUUGAACAGAGAUUGGCCACUUUGCAAAAAAAAUUUGAUGCCGGAAUAUUCCGUCCAAGGGAUCAUAAUUUGUAAAAAUUGCAGUCAGGUAGUCUAAAACACCUGUGCUUCUGGUAAUGCUUUUGCUUUGAAGAUAAUUAUUCUAAGCUUUGGCUGGCUUCCAGGAAUGCGGAGCUCCUGUGAUUGCCUCUUUUCUUUUUCUUUUUUUUGAAAGGUGAUUGCCUCUUUUCUCUGUAAUGCCAUGGGAGGUAGAAAUUUGAUCUCCUCCGUGUUGUAUCCAUAAAAUUUUCCAUUUAGAACUGCUGGACAAGUUUGAGUAACAAUGUAAUAUUUGAGCUUCAAAAUGCAAACAGAUCAUGUAAAUAUUACAAUUAUGUUGCUA
Messenger RNA from Chenopodium quinoa (quinoa), 2145 nucleotides. RefSeq names its product SWI/SNF complex subunit SWI3A-like. Gene Ontology annotation, molecular function: protein binding. The coding region runs from base 90 to 1838 and encodes 582 amino acids. The record is from RefSeq and is a predicted model, not a curated record. Lineage: Eukaryota; Viridiplantae; Streptophyta; Magnoliopsida; Caryophyllales; Amaranthaceae. The transcript has 7 exons.